GCGUGACGUCACAGUACUAAGAGGCCAUUCAUAUAAAACGAGAUCACAUAUGCUAAUCCUCAGUACUAAGUGUCUCACAAAUAAUAUCACUACUACUACUACUAAAAUGGCUUUCAAGUUUGUAGUCUUCAGUUGCCUGGUGGCAGCGGCAAGCGCUGGUCUAUUGCCUACCGCGCCUGUGGCCUAUUCCGCCCCUCUGAGCUACACAAGCCACGCUGUCCACGCUUCACCGUUAGCUUACGCAGCUCCCAUCGCCAAGGUCGCCGUGGAGGAGUACGACCACAACCCACAGUACACCUUCGCCUACGACGUGCAAGACGGCCACACCGGCGAUUCUAAAGCCCAGCAUGAAACUCGCAACGGUGAUGUGGUCCAAGGAUCUUACUCCGUAGUUGACCCUGACGGCGUUAAGCGUACCGUUGAAUAUACCGCUGACCCUCACAAUGGGUUCAAUGCUGUCGUCCACAGAGAGCCUCUAGCUGUGAAAGCUGUCGCUCCAGUGGCUUAUGCUGCUCCUAUCGCGAAAGUCGCUCCGAUAGUCCACGCCCCCGUCGCCUACUCUUCACCACUUUACCAUCAUUAAUAUAUAAAUUAUUGUAAUAAAGCAUUUAGUG
This is a messenger RNA of Bicyclus anynana (squinting bush brown), 614 nucleotides long. Its product is annotated as larval cuticle protein A2B-like. The coding region runs from base 50 to 583 and encodes 177 amino acids. Lineage: Eukaryota; Metazoa; Arthropoda; Insecta; Lepidoptera; Nymphalidae. The transcript has 2 exons. The record is from RefSeq and is a predicted model, not a curated record. Gene Ontology annotation, cellular component: extracellular matrix.